CAUUAAUUAAAAUUUUGUAUAUAAAGCACGUGCAGAACCUAAAAAAAAAUUAAAGCGAAUCAGCAUUGGUAAACUACGAUUUUAAUUUUAAAAAUUAUGAAAUGACAUAACUUAACAAUUAAAAGGUAAAGGAACAGUGAUUAAAAAUGAGAUCUGGAAAUUUUACCAGCCCUCUUGAGGCAGUGCAAACGAUUUCAAUAAUUAGCUAUCUAAAUACUCUCAGCGAUUUUUUAUUUAUCAGUAAUUUUUUAAAUGAAACAGAUCAAAAUCAACCAAUACCAGUGGUUAAUGCUUUCUUUAAUUAUUUAUUCGACGACUACGAAGAGGAUAGAAGUGAAUUUAUUGAACUUAAUUUUAUAACAAAACAACGAAAUGUAAUUCCAAGGAAUUAUAAAAAUUACAAUUAUUCCACCAUUGACUAUCAUGAAAAUCGUACCAAAAUUAUCAAUGAACGAAAAAUACAUUUGGCAGGAAUAUUAAUCGAAGGCACCGAUUUGUAUGGUGGGAAAGAAAACGAAAUUCUUGAUCCUACAUUCGUUGAUGCUUUAUACAGACAUUUAAUUAGCUCUCUUGUUUUUGAAAAGUAUACAAAUAUUUACGGAUUUCUUGUAGAGAUUGUUCGCAGUUCUGUAGAUGUAAAAAUAAAUACUAUGUAUGAGAAAAUUAAUUUCAAAUUGUCCGAGGAAAUAUUUCUCACCGAAAAUGGAAGGGAAACAAAAUUAGAAGAUUUGUCAGUUUCAAAAAUUGUGGGAGAAUUUAUAGUUCCUUUGCUUCCAAAAUCGAGGAAAGAAAUGAGUUUAACGUCUUUGGAUUAUAUUUACGCAGCGGCUGGAUCAGUAUUUCUUUACACAACCAAAGGAAAUAUAUUUUUAGCAUCAAGGGAUUUAGGUUUAAGAAAUAGUACUGAUCAGUUUAGUAAUUAUGCAGUAAUUUCACAUGCUAUUGAACAAUCGGUAAUUAGUGGUGGAAUUGAUAAAUCCGCUUUGGGGAUUUUUGGACUACCGGCACUACUUUAUUACGUUUACAAAGAGAAAGAAAUGCUUCGAACCCAAAGUACAGGACAAAUAAUUAAUAAUUCCACUUUAAGAAUCGAAGCCUACAGAAUGUUGUUCAGCUACCUUAAUCAGACCUUUGCCCAUGUGGAACAAGCACAGAAAAAUGAUUACCGAUAUCAGUUUUAUGCUGCUUUGUCAAAUUUUAAAAAUCGUACAACACUGGCCAGGGAGAACAUUAGGAGCAAAUGUUCCACGGUCAAGGACGAGGAUUUGGAGCAAGAGGUACUUAAAUACAAAAAUAAUCCUAAUGAUUAUCAAUGUAAUACUGGAAACGGGAAAAAAUUGGAGGAUAUUAAUCUUCUUUAUCAGGAACAGGUUAAUAGUCUAACAAAUAAAUACAUUGUUUAUGAAACCGAAUCAAUUAGGGAAGCUAUUGGUGCGGAUUUUAUUAAAUCCGUAGAUGCUAACAAGGUGAAAAUAUCUAAAGGUUUGUUUACCUAUAUUUACGAUAUCAGAGACGCUCGACAAUUUCAGUGGGUAAAAGAUUCAGCCGAUUUGUUUAGGUUCGAGUUUAUCGACAAUGGAACAUCAUUGUACUUUGCUGUUUUAAGGGACAACAACGAAAUUUUGGUAAUGCUUCAAAAUGAUGCUAUAUCGAAUUGUUCUACAAUUUCUAGUAGAGCUUCGUUUGCUACUAAUUAUGCAGCAUCUACGGAUUUAGCAUCAUCUGUUAAUUCUUUUGCUUCUGCUGAUUUUGCAUCAUCUGCUAAUUUUUCUACUUCUACUGGUUCUGUACCAAACACUGUAAUCUAUUGCAACCCCGAUGCAUUUCGUGAAAAAUUAGAAAUGUCCAAAUACCAAAAGUUUCGAAAUAAUUAUUUCCCGCAUGUUAAGAAACACAAAGAUGAGAAAUUUGAAGUAUUCCUAAAACGAAUAGCAGAGGAAAGAGCGUCGGAUUUCAAAGAAAACCUCGCACAUGAGGGAUACGAUCAAACAAACAGUGAAUGGUGGAAAGAUUUUGGAUUAUCACUUAUUCCGUUUUACACCUGCAUUCAAGGAAUACGAACAAAUCAUUUGCAGGAAGCGGAAUUUGCUUGCACGGUUGAUGCUCUAUUUGCCCUGCCUCUAAUCGGUGAAAUCGGAUACCUAGCCGAAAAAUUGACAACAACAAUCAGUAGAUCGAUUCUGUCUUCUGUAGGAACGACAUUUGGUUCCUUAACCCUAAGAAUGACAAUUCGGGAAACAUUGGAGAAAUUAGGAAGUGUUUUGGUGACCGAAGCAGCAGAAUUGUCUACCUUCUUCAGUAGGGAAACAUUCCAAAAUCUCGGUCUGGCAGUAUUCCGCUAUAUUGAUCCUGGAUUUGAACUUAUUUACUCAAUCGGCAAAGGUGGAUUAAAGUCCCUUGUCAAAAUAACCAAUGCCUUGAAAAAAUAUUCCCAUUCUUUUGAAUCGCUAAAAAAAAUACUACUGGAAACCAAAGCAAAAGUAUCCGAUUCCUUGCUAAAAAUAUCUAGUCUCAACAAUAAGAACGUCUACGUUAAUACUUUAUCCCUAGAGAAAAAAUCAGGCUAUGGUUAUCGGUUUUUACAACUACCAAACGAGAAUAUUGUUCAAAUUAGAAAAGUACAGGAGUAUGAAGCAGAUAUUCCCCUUGUUAUUCGCCAAACUGGAACAGGCAAAAUUAACUACCGGGCAGUAAACAUCGAUACUGGACGGGUAAAACCAAAAAUUCUCCAUCUUCAAGACGAGAAUUCUCUAAAACCAGCUUCUUCUGUCAAAAUUAGAAUUAACAGUUUUCAUGACACUGAAAUAUGUACAAAUAGAAGAUUCAAAAGAUCUCCCAUUAAUUUUCAAUGUCUAAGAAAUAUUCUUCGGAGUAAACGUCAAACUAUUGAGAGAGUUGCUACAGAAUUCGCCCAAGAAGAAAAAUACUCUCUUUCCAACGAGGAAAUUCGUUCUAAAUUACGAAAAUUCAUUUUCCCGGACAGUGGUGAAUUGCAUAUUAAUUUCGUCAAAGACUGGGGUGAUUUAAUAAAAUCCGGCAGAAAUACAGAAUUACCCUCUUGGAGCAAAAAAUACGAAUUAGCCGAUCCCACUCUUUUGGAAAAAUUAAGAUAUUCCGAUACUGUGGAUAAAAAAGAAAUUACAGCCACUGAAAUUGGUGAAAGAUUAUCGGCAAUUUAUCCCGAACGAUCGUAUUCUUUCACGAGAGAUGCUGAUUUUUUUAAAAUACUAUACACAGAAUCCAAAGCAUACGAAUCGGUGACUGUUGAAGACUAUAAUGCACUUCGUGAUUACGUGGGCUAUGGUUACGAUGAAAUUGGAUUAAAUUCACAAGCGGCAAAACAAAUGCGAGGAGCUUUUUACCGUUUGGCAAUAAGACAAUCGGAUGAUCCUAUCGAAGAAUAUGCAAUGACAUUAUAUCGCGGUGAAACAAGAUCACCGGAAAUUGUGGAAAAAUUGUUUUUUUCCGGCAAUGAUGAAAUAGAAUUAAAUCGAUUUACUUCAACGACGACAAAACGUGAAAUUGCACAUCAAUUUCAAAUUCCCAGACGUAGGGGAAAAAUAAGUAUUCUUUAUGAAAUGAAAUUUUCCGAGCCAUUUAUGCGAGCAAAAAUGACACGUGUUAUGCAAAGUGAAGCCGAAGAUGAGACGGUUCUUUUGCCGGGUAGUAAAUUUCACAUUGAUAAUGUGAAAAAAGUUUCUGUAUACGGAAAAGAGGGAUUGGAAGUGCAAAUGACUUUUAAGCAUCAAACACUUAAAAAACACGAAUGGUACAUUAAGAUUAUGAAUGAAUUGGAGAAAUUGAAGACAAAUGAAGAUAUUCCCUAUGACACUGAUCCGAGUUAAUAAAUAGAUUUUAAUAACUAGGGGAAUUUUUUAAAGUAAUUUCGAAAUAAUUUGUUUAAUCUUCUAUAUUUAAAUUCUAAAAAAAAUUCUCGAUGGCAUUAGCAUAGGUACACAACUUGUGUCAAUAAUAGACAAUUUUUUUUAUUCAAAUUUGUAAAACAGUUAAUAGAUUAGUUUAAUUUUAAGUACAAUUCAAUAAAUUAUCAUUUCUAACAUA
Leptopilina boulardi is the source of this 4062-nucleotide messenger RNA. RefSeq lists its product as uncharacterized. NCBI's taxonomy places the organism in Eukaryota, Metazoa, Arthropoda, Insecta, Hymenoptera, Figitidae. The transcript has 2 exons. The record is from RefSeq and is a predicted model, not a curated record. Bases 147 to 3845 code for a protein of 1232 amino acids.